Messenger RNA from Patella vulgata (common limpet), 1351 nucleotides. RefSeq names its product trissin receptor-like. Gene Ontology annotation, biological process: G protein-coupled receptor signaling pathway. The record is from RefSeq and is a predicted model, not a curated record. The transcript is spliced from 4 exons. Gene Ontology annotation, molecular function: neuropeptide Y receptor activity. Lineage: Eukaryota; Metazoa; Mollusca; Gastropoda; Patellidae. Gene Ontology annotation, cellular component: membrane. The coding region runs from base 1 to 1137 and encodes 378 amino acids.
AUGAAGUGUCCAUCACAGACUGAGAUAGACCUAAGUAUGAUUGAAUUCCCUGGGAAACAAAAAGAGAUUGAGACAUGGGAAUUGUGUUUGAAGAUAGGCGUGGUGAUACUGCUAGAACUGAUGGCUUUAAUUGGCAAUGUUCUAGUUAUUAUGAUUGUGCUGCAGUCGAAGAAAAUGCGGACAACGACCAACUUAUAUAUAGUUAACCUCGCCAUAGCAGAUCUCUUCAUGGCGAGUUUUCCUAUGUGGAUAGUUGUCGUUGAUGACGUCACUAAUACGUGGGUACUUGGAGAAUUUCUGUGCAAAUUCAAUGCAUUUUUGCAAGUAACGGCUAUGUGCGCUAGCACUUUUACCCUUCUGGUUAUAGCUGGGGAUCGUUUCUUUGCCAUUAUCUAUCCACUGAAUGCUCGAGUUACUCAACGUAAAGUCAGCGUCAUGGUUAUUGGUAUCUGGUUGUCCGCCAUUGCUGUAGGAUCGGCGCCAUUGUUCACCUACACUUACAAGGAAAGAACAUGGAAGAAUUAUGUGGAGAAGUUUUGUACCGAUGUAUGGCCGACUUAUACCAUUAAGGAGAAGUGUGAUAAUGGUCUGACGUCUAAGAGAGCUUUCUGGACGAUGGUAUCUGUAGUAUUAAACUGGGUACCAAUGAUAGUGAUGACCAUUCUCUAUACCAUCAUUAUACUGAAUUUAAGGUUUAAUAGAGUUGUACCCAGUAGUGGUGAACUCUCGUUAUCUGCUAUACAAAGACGUUCUAAAAGUAAGGUUGUAAAGAUGUUAUUUUCGGUGUUGAUUGUAUUUAUGAUCUGUACAGUUCCAUUUCAAAUAACAAAACUGUAUGAACUUUAUCGUGAAGAACAAUCAGAACGGCUACCAAUGUGGUAUACCCCAUUUUACUUCACCUCGAUAAUCUUAAUGUACACCAACACCGCUGUCAACCCUAUUCUCUAUGGUGGAUUUAACGAGAACUUCCGGAAUGGCUUUAAAGACCUGAUAAAUCGAGUAUUAAGACGUCAGGGAAGCCACGGAAUCAGUCUGAUGAAUGGUACUGGAAGACCGAGACCGAGUAUUGUGGAAGAGCUGAGAAUACGACCUUAUGCUGCUAGUUCAGGACGACGCAUGUCUUCUUUAUACUGUUGACACAACGGAACCUAAAAACAAAAUAUGAUUUGCAUUUAAAUCGCUUUGAUAAGCAGGGAUUGGCACUGCAUGGAGGUAUUUGUCAAAAAUUAAUGAACGGACACAAAAUGGCUGUCCUAGGCAUGACUUUGAUGUUUGUUGAAGAGCGUUGUGAGAAGGGCAAUGUUUGAUUAUUGUUUUGGGACGAUGUUUGCAGACGGGGAUCCGAGGAUCU